Messenger RNA from Pseudogymnoascus destructans, 399 nucleotides. RefSeq lists its product as uncharacterized. The coding region runs from base 1 to 399 and encodes 132 amino acids. The transcript has a single exon. NCBI's taxonomy places the organism in Eukaryota, Fungi, Ascomycota, Leotiomycetes, Thelebolales, Thelebolaceae. The record is from RefSeq and is a predicted model, not a curated record.
AUGCGAGCAGCCCGGUGGGAGCUGUACCGGCUGGAGCAAGCCCAACUGGAGCGGGCCCGACUGGAGCACCUCCGGCUGGAGCAGUACUGGCUGGAGUACGCCCGGCUGGAGCAGGCCUGGCAGGAGGAGGGUUUCAUCAUGCUGCCUACGCUCCCAAAUAACGAACCCGAUAAACAUAGAACACUCCGCCACUACCACCACGAGCCCAUGAAGUGGAUUCAUGGCUCCCCACACGCAAAUUAUUCCGAGGGGAAAUAUCACAAUCCCAGGUAUAUCACCCCGGACACAACUAGACAGGCGCAGAAGACAGUCUUCUCCUCGAGCAAAUCCCUCAUGCCAAGCCUCCUGGAACAAGCUGGAACAAGGGCACGCUACGGCUUCGAGAUAAUGGCCUUCUAG